UAAGCAGGCGUAAAGGUUGGGUUUCGAUCAUUGAUAGGCUUGUGUGGGGGCUCAAUUGAACCGUAACACCCCAGAAAGAGACGGGGCUACCAUUCAGUUUAAGUUAGUGGGUCCAAACGAGUUUUUAUGUUUGAAAAUCGUAUUAAGCUUUUGUUGGAAACUGUUACAGUCAGCAGGCGUAGUUGUGUGGUCAAACAGACUCGAACUAUUGGGUUCGAGAGGUGGGGCGUGCGAUUGGGCCCGGCGAUAUUGAGUUGCGAUUCGGUAUACCGCGGGCGGACGCGUGUCGUGCGCUUUUAAGCUCAUUUAAUACUUAUACGCUACAGUUGAGUAAAAGCUGCAACAAAUUAAUUGUUUUAACUAUAACAUUGCAAUAAAAAUAUAGUUGAAUUAAAUAGUGUUUGCAACAAUGCGUGUGUCUACAAACUAAAAUAAAAAACCAGUGUCAGUGUUAAAACUUUCGGAAACUUUUGUAAAAAAAAUGUCGUCAGUGCAUUCUGAUGAGGACCAGGAGGAGAUCAACGUGGACUCCGACAGCCGGCUGUCGGGCCACGACAGGAGUGUGUCAGAAGAUCGAGAUUCGGAGCACAGCUUCCACGACCGCUACCGGGAUUCCCCCAAUGACCACAUGACAGAUACGCAACCCAGGGUCAACCUGCCCUUCAGCAUAUCCAGACUGCUCGGCAAACACUUCGAAGAGAUCAGCGAGAAGCGAAGGAUCUCCGGCGAAAGCGACGACCGAAGUGAAGACACCGGCUCAGAAAGUGCGAAAGAAACUGACUCAAAAGACGCGUCAAAUCUGCCGUUGAACUUCUCGCAUUCGCAAGGACUGUAUCCUAACUCGGGGUUGUUCAGGCCCGGGUUUGGUGGUUACGGGUUCGGGGGUAACCCGGGGGUGGUUCGGGUGCCGGCUCACAGGGCUCUGGGGGCGCUGGGGGCGUGGGGGGUGGCUCUGGACCCCAUGAGGCAGGCGGCCGCCGCGGCGUUCGCUCACCAGGUCGUCAAGGAUAGACUGAACGCAUCAUUCCCCAUCACCCGUCGCAUCGGCCACCCGUACCAGAACCGAACUCCACCCAAACGCAAGAAGCCGCGGACUUCCUUCACUCGACUCCAGAUCGCAGAACUGGAGAAGCGCUUCCACAAGCAGAAGUACCUGGCGUCGGCCGAGCGCGCCUCGCUCGCCAAGACGCUCAAGAUGACCGACGCGCAGGUCAAGACCUGGUUCCAGAACCGACGCACCAAGUGGAGACGCCAAACGGCUGAGGAGCGGGAAGCGGAGCGACAAGCUGCCAACCGCCUGAUGCUGUCUCUCCAAGCCGAAGCCCUAAGCAAGGGCUACAUGCCCGAACCCCAGCCUACAGCCCAGCAGCUCUCAGCCCUACACUAUCAGCAGCAAAGCGCUACAGCGCCCCCAGGGAACACAGCGUUAAGCGCUUUACAAAAUCUACAGCCGUGGGCAGGAACGCCCGGUUUUUUAAACGCGCCGCCGACAACCGCCCCGCAACCGCACCCGCCGCCCGUCGCAUCUCCUAUAUGUUAGGGUGUAAGUGAUUUUAAGCAAUUUUUGUAUCGUGAUAAUCAAAGGUUGUCAAUAACUGUGGGAUAGAGUCAGAUUUUGUAAAACCACUUUAAAAAUGUGUAAAAAGUGAGCUGUUGUUAAUUUAA
Plutella xylostella (diamondback moth) is the source of this 1665-nucleotide messenger RNA. It is a transcript of the gene C15, whose product is annotated as homeobox protein C15. NCBI's taxonomy places the organism in Eukaryota, Metazoa, Arthropoda, Insecta, Lepidoptera, Plutellidae. Gene Ontology annotation, cellular component: nucleus. The record is from RefSeq and is a predicted model, not a curated record. Gene Ontology annotation, molecular function: RNA polymerase II cis-regulatory region sequence-specific DNA binding; DNA-binding transcription factor activity, RNA polymerase II-specific. Gene Ontology annotation, biological process: animal organ development; regulation of transcription by RNA polymerase II.